Messenger RNA from Daucus carota subsp. sativus, 1353 nucleotides. Its product is annotated as protein NLP6. Gene Ontology annotation, molecular function: DNA-binding transcription factor activity; protein binding. The record is from RefSeq and is a predicted model, not a curated record. The transcript has 3 exons. The coding region runs from base 394 to 1353 and encodes 319 amino acids. Lineage: Eukaryota; Viridiplantae; Streptophyta; Magnoliopsida; Apiales; Apiaceae.
AAAUAUGAAAACCCGGUAUUGGGUCGUGUAUUGGAGGAAGUGUGUCAAACUUUUCAUUUACCUCUUACUCAAUACUGGACCUGUAAAGGCGGUUUUUACUACUCGCUAAAUCAAUUCAGUGGUAGGGAUUUUGAAAAUUUGGCGCCAUGGUGUCAGUUCAAAGAUGCUUGUUUGUGCAAGGGCUUCAAUCGCCUACUUGGCGUCUCAAAUCGAUCAGCUGGAGCCUUUUUCUGCAGCAAUAUAUCAGCAUUAAGCAUUACUAAAUAUCACUUGGCACAUUAUGCAAAAAACUUGGGAUCAAUUGCUUGUUUUACGAUCUACUUGCUUGUUUUAGAAGAAGAAAAAGAAUAUGGAAGAGAAUAUGCACUCGAGUUCUUUCUGCCUUCUCAAGAAAUGGAUAAUGAUUACCCUCAAACUUUGUUGAAUUGUAUAUGGACAAAAGUUAGGGAAUCUCUUCCAAAUUGUAAGCUCGCUGCAAGAGAGAGAGAAAAACCAGGACAAGUGUUACUAGUCAAGGUUAUCAACUCUUCGACCCACUCUCAACCCAAGUCAUUUGAAGUUGGUCACCCCCAAAGUUCUCUUCCUCACAAUGAAGGCUCAGAGUUUACUCACACUUUAGAAUUGUUUGAAAAAGGUCCUAAUCAAAUUAGCAAUUCAAAAUCUUAUGAAGAGGCUGCAGUAGGGGAAACGUCAAUAAGAAUAUUAAAUGAAGCUUCCCAGCCUAGGGGAUCUGAAGAAUACUUCAACACAAAUGGGAAAAAAGUGACUGCUGAGAGAGAUAAUCUGGUAGAAGUGUCAUCUGAUGAUGAAGAUGUUGAACCUGUGACCCCUGAAUCAGAACAAUUGAAGAAAUCUAAAAUACCUUGUACUGUAGAGAAUGUUAAUAAGCAUUUUGGAAGACCACUAAAAGAUGCAGCAAAGAGCUUUGGUUUGAGUCAAUCAACAGUCAAGCGCAUAUGUAGAGAUGUUCAUAUUGAAUGCUGGGAAUCUGGCAAGAGUCAAAAGACAGAUGGUAAAUCGGAGGCAAAAGACUUUUCAUUAGCCACGUCUAGCUUGCCAAAUAGAUGCGUUGCUACUGAUAUAAGUCAGGACAUUAAUAUGAUGACCGUAAAGGUCACAUAUGAUGCUCGUACCAUAAGGUUUGAACUACCUAGUUCAUCAGGGCUUGAAGAGUUGGAGAAUAGUGUGAUUAAGAGGCUGCAAUUGGAUAGAAAAAGUUUCAGUAUCAAGUAUCAAGAUGACGAGGAUGAUUGGAUUGACAUUACUUGUGACGAGGACGUACAAGAAUGUAUGAAAGUCUCGAGAUCACUUAAGAAGCCAACUAUCAAAAUGAAGCUUGGUCCCGCCUAUUAA